Hydatigera taeniaeformis is the source of this 840-nucleotide messenger RNA. The record is from the annotation of a GenBank genome assembly. NCBI's taxonomy places the organism in Eukaryota, Metazoa, Platyhelminthes, Cestoda, Cyclophyllidea, Taeniidae.
AUGAACUCGAGAGUGCUUAAGGAGCUUAAAUCCACGGACACGGUGACAGUUAUUUGGGACUCUAGCUCCACUGGGGAUUCUCAAAACGAGGCUAUGGAAUCACUGGUCCAAAGUCUCAAAACCGUCGUACUCGAUGGCAACGUUAAUCUCGAGAACUUGAACAUCUUUAUCCAUAGCGCUGUUUCCUCUGUGGGCUCAGUCAUUAUCACCGGGUGGCCGGAAGCCUUCCCUGCCGGCAAACACGACUUUGAAUUCUUUUCAACUCUGGUCUCCAGAAUGCCUAUUGGUGGUCGGUUGAUAUCGCGCGAGGUUGUUGAAGGGGACUUGACCACAUCUCUUGAGAGGAUUCGUAAGGCUGCUUUGCUUAGCGGUCUGGUGGACAUCAAAUUUGUCGAAUGUGAAAGUGGGUUUCUGUGCUUGAGCGCCUCGACUCCCUCCAUUUAUCAAAAGGGCGCGAGCGCUAAACUGCCUUGGGCAGCAGACACCAUCUCAGACGAUAUAUGGAACGCUGUGGAAGCAGAAGAGGGAGGUAAUUUGAUUAACACGGAGAAGCUGCUCCUUGAAAGCGACUUGAAGAAGCCCAUCACCGCUCCUUGUGGCGAACCUUCGGUGGGCGGGGUAAAGAAGAAGCGUGCAUGUAAAAACUGUACCUGUGGACUUGCUGAAUUGGAGGCCGCUGAGGCUGAAAAGACUAACACUGCCGGUGUCAAAUCCGCUUGUGGUAAUUGUUACCUUGGAGAUGCUUUCCGCUGCUCCUCCUGCCCCUACAAAGGCCUGCCACCCUUCAAGCCGGGCGAGCAAGUGGUCAUCCCGGAUGAUAUGCUUGCUGCAGAUAUCUGA